AUGAUAGAACCUUUCUUGAGGGAAAAGAAGCACCAACUUGAUACCGACGAAGGUGCCCGGGAACUUUUAUGGAAUGAGUCAAUCAUGGGGAAUGAUGUGGUGGUUGGGGAGGUGUGUCUUGAACGGGUUCAUCAUUUGAAGGGGAAGGAUGUUCGGGUGAGAAAUGUCGGUACUAGAAAGGGAAGAGCAAAUGGGAAGGCUUAUUUGAUAAAUGGCCAAGGCGUUAAUGCCAAAGCCUCGAGGUCGAAGAGAAUGAUCAUUACAGCGCUUCCAUUAUUGAAGUUCCAUGAUGGAAGUCUCUUAUGGCUGUUUGAUGGUACCAUUAACAAAACCUACCUUGUUCUUGAUAUUGAGAGCCAUGAGCAUUGCAUGACUCCGAGUACUAUAAUUCUCUCCAUUCGGUUGCUAUGUGACAAGCACAAGGCCGAGUUGGUUUGA
Molecule: messenger RNA, 438 nt
Organism: Dovyalis caffra
Lineage: Eukaryota; Viridiplantae; Streptophyta; Magnoliopsida; Malpighiales; Salicaceae
Source: the annotation of a GenBank genome assembly